Vicia villosa (hairy vetch) is the source of this 507-nucleotide messenger RNA. RefSeq lists its product as uncharacterized. The coding region runs from base 1 to 507 and encodes 168 amino acids. The record is from RefSeq and is a predicted model, not a curated record. Lineage: Eukaryota; Viridiplantae; Streptophyta; Magnoliopsida; Fabales; Fabaceae. The transcript has 6 exons. Gene Ontology annotation, molecular function: oxidoreductase activity, acting on the aldehyde or oxo group of donors, NAD or NADP as acceptor.
AUGCAACGAAAUCUAUGUCCUGAUUUGAGUGAUACGUUGUUGGAUCGCAUGGUUCUUAAUGAAGCGAAUCUCACGAAUGCGAUUCUUUCCAAAACAGUCCUCACGCGGAGUGAUCUUGGAGGCGCCGUCAUUAAAGGUGCUGACUUUAGUGAUGUUGUGUUAGACCUCCCACAAAAGCUGGAUGGCUUGCCAAGAUUGCUAGUUAUUAAUGACAUGUUUGGCAUUGUUGAGGGUCUCAUGACCACUGUCCAUUCCAUCACUGAACUUGCUAAUUCAUUCUUAUCUUGCUGCAAUGCUAACAACAAUCCACCCAGAAGACUGUUGAGGGACCAUCAAGCAAGGACUAAAGAGGUGGAAGAGCUGCUUCAUUUAACAUCAUUCCCAGCAGCUGUCGGUAAAGUGCUUCCAGCUUUGAAUGGAAAAUUGACCGGUAUGUCAUUCUGUGUCCCAACUGUGGAUGUCUCUGUUGUUGACCUUACAGUGAGGCUCGAGAAGCCUGCCACCUAA